GCUUCCGAGGUCGGGUUUAUUUCUUAAGGAAGACUGAACCAUGAGUGGGAAGUAAAGGGGUUUAUUUAAUCUAAAAUACCUCAACCUUCAAACUUGUAGGUGUUCUCAGCUGAACAGGUGAAAUACAGUUUAUUAUUUAUAGUUUAAUAGAUGAAUAGUGAUUGAUAAUGAGAGGGGAUGAACGUGAGUGACCGGGUUCCACCUUAACUCGCAGACACGUUGCAGAGCCUCACUGUGAGCAGACUCCGAAAUACAGAAACUCCGAAACACAGAAACACCGAAACAUAGAAACAUUGAAACAUUGAAACACAAAGAAGAAUAGAAAAAUAAAAACACAGAAACCGUUGAAGAUGGAUUUCUGUGAAGCGAAGCUGGAGGUGAAGCAGCUGCUGAGCAGAGUGAAGAACAGAGAUCUGAGCAGACUGCUGCAGUGGAUCAGAGAGUCAGAUGAUCUGGAUGAGUUCCUGUCUGACAACAGGACGAAGAUCCUGCAGAACAUCUCAGAGGAGCUGAGAGGGGCUCUGCCUCAGGACGCCAUGCUACCCUCCGAGAGUACUGCAUACAGCAAGAUGCAGCAGUGCUCUAAGCCCACGGUGCACGUGGACAGCUUCCUGUACGAUGAAGAGCAGGUGGACUCUCUGUGUGAGGAAGGCUCUCUGAGCCGCUCGUACUGCCUCUCCUGUGGAUCCACCAGAACCGCCCCUCUGACUUCCUUGUCUCACUCCUUCUCCAUCCCGGAGCUUCACUUCCUGUUUGAGAGCGUCCUGCCGGACCUCGGUGGGCGGGUGCUGGUGGACGUGGGGUCCAGACUCGGAGCCGUGCUGUACGGGGGCUACGUGUUCAGCUCGGCCACUCGGCUCGUGGGUCUGGAGAUCAGUGAGGACUUUGUCAAACUGCAGGAGAACAUUGUGCAGAAAUACACAAUGACAGACAGGAUACAGGUUCUCCACUCUGAUGUGCGUCUGCAAAACGUUCUCCUGCAGAACGCUGACGUCCUCGUCCUCAACAACGUGUUCGAGUACUUCCUGCCACUAGAGGAGCAAGUCGGAGCAUGGAGCUUCAUCAUGGAGAACUUCAGGAAGAAAGGCUCUCUGUUGGUCACUGUGCCCAGUCUGCAGGAGAGCCUCAACACACUGCAGAUGGUUCUGCCCCCCUGCUGGGUUGAGGAGCUUGGUCUGGAUUAUGAUGUUUACCUCGGCAAGGACACGGACCCCGAUGCUCUGAGGCAGAUACACCUGUACCGGGUCCUCUGACCGGGUCAGAACCAGAACAGUUUACCAGAAGCAGAACACAUGUACCAGGUGCUCUGACCAAACAGAACACCUGAUCUGGACUGGUUUCUCGGACCCUGGAUUAUGUUACCUGGACCGGGUUAUCUGACUGGACCAGAGUUAUUAUAAAACAGUUCUGUCAAAUGAAGCGGGUUGUUUACAGUUAAUAUUGAAGCUGAAGAUACUUUUAUUUUUUGUUAAAUGAUCAAAUAUGUAUAAAAACAGCUGACUAUGUGAUUGUAGAGCUGCUGAAAGUGAAAUAAGAACUGGUGAAGCUCCUCUCUGUAGAUAUGCAGUAUUUCCAUUUGUUAUAUUCUGUAUUAACUCCACACCAACUUCGUGAAUCCCCAGAGUUUAUUUCACUACCUCUCUGUUUCUCCUGUUAGCAUUAGCAUCACAUAACGCCUCAUUAGCAUAUUUAAAUAAGUGUAAUAUCAGAAAUAACCGUGUUAGUCACUAAUGAAGUAGGGGUUUCAUGUUGAUACCUGUUGUAUGUUUAACCCCCUCACCUGUAGUGUUUGCAACAGGUGUGAGUAUUACAGGCCGUUUCCUCAUAAAAUAAAACAACGUGAUGACGCA
This is a messenger RNA of Eleginops maclovinus (Patagonian blennie), 1850 nucleotides long. RefSeq lists its product as uncharacterized. Gene Ontology annotation, molecular function: methyltransferase activity. Bases 351 to 1253 code for a protein of 300 amino acids. NCBI's taxonomy places the organism in Eukaryota, Metazoa, Chordata, Actinopteri, Perciformes, Eleginopidae. The transcript is spliced from 8 exons. The record is from RefSeq and is a predicted model, not a curated record.